Molecule: messenger RNA, 3259 nt
Organism: Petromyzon marinus (sea lamprey)
Lineage: Eukaryota; Metazoa; Chordata; Hyperoartia; Petromyzontiformes; Petromyzontidae
Source: RefSeq, a predicted model, not a curated record
CGCCGCCAGAGUUCGAAGAUGCUGCUGCUGUUGCUGCGAGCGAUGAGGCCUUAGACCAGACUGUGAUGAUCAUCAACAUCACCAUCAUCAUCGUCGUCGUCAACAGCAGCAUCGUUCGCAGCAACUUAAGCACCAUCAUAACCAUCAUCAUCAUAAUAAACAGCAUAAACAUUGUCAGUAACAGCAGUAAGCGCAGCAGCAAUCAGCAUCAUCAGCAGCAGUUUAAUCACCAUCAUCAGCAGCAGCGCCAGCAGUAACCUCGAUCAUCACCAUCAUCAACAGCUGCCAUAGACUCUCCUCUCAUCGCACGCGUCACCUCCUUCCCCAUCGCUCAUCGUGGACCCCUCCACAACGCUCCCCCACCUCGUCUCCACGAACCCCCGCCGGACCCCUGAAGGACCCCCCCACUAACCGCCGCCCCAUGUCCCCCCAGAGAGAGACCCCCUCGCCCACGUGGCGACGAUGAGCGAGGGGGUCUCACCGCAGCGACUACGAACCAUGAACACUUCUUCUUCUUCCUCGCCGUGGAGCGACACUCCCCCCGCCUCCAUCACCUCCGCUGCGCACACGGCCACCGUCUCCCUGGUGCUGGCCUCCAUCGCCCUGACCACGGCGCUCGCCAACGGCCUGGUCAUCGCCGCCGUGGCGGCCACUCCGAAGCUGCGACACCCAGCCAACUACCUCAUCUGCUCGCUGGCCGUGGCCGACCUACUCGUCGCCCUGCUCGUGAUGCCGCCGGGCGCCGCCGCGGCCGCCACGGGCUCGUGGCCGCUCGGCCCCGCCGCCUGCGCCGUGUGGACGAGCGCCGAUGUGACCUGCUGCACGGCCUCCAUCCUCAGCCUCUGCGCCAUCGCCCUCGACCGCUACUGCGCCAUCGCGCGCGCCGUGCGCUACGCGCCGCGCCGCACGCCGCGCCGCGCAGCCGCGAUGAUCGCCGCCGUCUGGGUCACCUCCAUCCUCGUGUCGAUGCCCCUCGCGCUCGCCACCGUGGGCACCGCUGGCGGCGGCGGCGGCGGUGGUGGGGACGCCCAGCCUGGAGGUGCCCAGACCGACGCCGCCGCCGCCGCCGCAGAGGCGGCGUGGACCGGCGCGGUGCGCGCGCACGGCCGCGUGGAGGGUCACGCGAAGCUCGCCCGGCACGGCGCGCCGACUGCCCCGACGGACGACGCCCAGGAGAGUGGCGGCACCCUCGGCAGUGACGGCGGUGGCGAUGCACCGCGCGUGCAGAUCACCCGUGGUGGUGGUGGUGAUGGUGGUGUUGGUGGUGGUGUUGGUGCGCAAACCGAGAGACGAUCGGCCGUGCCGCCAGACCCCGUGUCCACCCAGUCGGACACCCGAGCUGGUGGCCAAGCGGACACCCCUCCUGCCCACCACACCACCACCGCCACCACAGCCGCCACCACCGCCACCCGCGCGCCGCAGCCGGGAGCCGAACGAGACGCGACUGCUCGGCGGCGCUGCGCGGCGCGCCACGCGCACGUCCUCUACGCCGUGGUGUGCACCGUGGGUGCCUUCUACGCGCCCAUGGCGCUUCUCCUCGUCCUCUACUGCGGCAUCUACCGCGCCGCGCGCUCGCAUUUUCGCCGGGGCCUCCGCGGCAGCCGCGUCCUGUGCGGGGCCGCCCCCAACGGGGGGGUCGUCGCCACGGGGGUGUCCCUCGCGGGGGUCGGCGCGGGGGUUCCCCGGCAGGGAGAGGCUCAGGGUCAGGAUGGGCACGGCCGUGGACGUGGGCAGGGUCGGCAUCAGCGGCUGCAGGGAGAUGAAGACGAUAACGAGGAUGACGAGGAGGAUGAUUGUCGUGGUGGUGGUGGUGGUGAUGAGAGAGCGCGAUGUGAGGAGAUGGAGCGGGUGGUGGCGCCGGCUGCCGGUGGCCAAAUGGAGGAGGGGGUCGUGAAACGAGACGAGGCGGCGUCGGUGGCGGUGGAUUCUCAGGUCCCCGUGGCAGGGAUUCGGGUGCCUGAGACCCAGUGCCAAGUUGCUCAAACCGCGGUCCAGGGCCCCUGGAUGGGAUCACCGCUGCACCGCUCACAGGAGGCCCGACGAUCAGAAUCAGAUUCGGAUUGUAGGGCCCCGGUCGCACUGCCAAGACCUCAGGUGUCCCCCCCUGGCAGCCAAGACCCUCGGGCAGGGCCCCAGGCCUUCAACUCGGACGCUCCAUCUCCUCGGCGGGGGUCCCAAGCGUCCAAACACGGAUUUCAGAUCCGUCAAACGCAACCGCGGCUCUCCGAGGCUGCCGCCACCGUGAACUCAGCACCGCCGCUCGUAGCGACGGAACGGCCCUCCCUACCAUCUCAGCGCGCCCAGCCAGGAGGCCCCCAGGGCCCCGAGACACAUCUCCUGCGCGCCUCGCAAGCGUCACCACGGAACCCUCAAUCCAAAUCCCACGCGCCGCACAACACACAGCCUGCCCAGCCGCCCGUCAACUCGGCGCGCGAGGCAGCCGCAGCCGCCUCCACGAGGCCCCACCACUGCCGCUCGCUGUCCGCGUCGCUCUGGGCCCCGCAAGCGGCUCGCGGCGGUGGCACGACGCGCCCGAGGCUCCGUCGCAUCUCGGAGUCGCGGGAGCGUCGCGCGGCCAAGACGCUGGGUCUCAUCCUGGGCGCGUUCACCCUCUGCUGGCUGCCCUUCUUCGUGCGCGAGCUCGUGGUGAACGUGUGCGAGGCGUGCGCGCCGCCCGAGGCGCUCUCCGAGCUCAUCUCGUGGCUCGGCUACGCCAACUCGCUGGUGAACCCGCUCAUCUACACCACCUUGAACGAGGACUUCAGGGCGGCCUUCAAGCGCAUGGUGGGCGGGGGACGCGGCAGGUGGCCGGGUUCACCGGGGUCGCGGCGCGGGGUCCUCUGAAGUGGGUUUUUUUUAUUGCUUUGGUUGUUCGGGCGAGGUGUACAUACUGGAUGUGGUGUGCCGGGUGUACGGAUAUAUAUAUAAAAAAAACAAAUGUUCAAGAGCUCGCCGAAACGGAAUCGACCUGACUUGAGAAUUAAAAAAAAACCGUGUCACGUGGACUUGCUGAGAGAGGCACAACGGACGCGCGUCGAGACCCAAAGAGUCGCGCAGACUCGCGCCGAGAGACCGUAGACUGGGAGCACGCAGCGAGGGCCGUGCGAUUCCUCGCCCAAUAUCUCCCGAGUCUCCCGCCGGCAGGCUGGAGAGGGUCCGCGGCGCGACCUGGCGCCCCGCGAGAGCGGUGCGCGCGGCGCUCCGUUGAAUCUUUCCGGAGUCGCGGCCUCGGGACGGACCCGGCUGGAAUGAAACCCAA